UUUUUUUUUUCUUCGUUUUAUUUCUUUCGUCUUCUUUUAUUUAUUUAUUUUUUUUUUAUUUUUUUUAUUUUUUUAUUAUUUUCUUUUAAUUCAUUUAUAUUGAAUAUGCCAGUAUCUUCCUCUACCACUUCUACUCUUACAACAGGAACAAUAAUUCAACGAUCUUCUCGUACACGGAAUACUGUUAACAACAAUAGUCCUACUACUGAUACAACUCCUUCUACUUUUGCCUUCCAGUCCUUUUACAUUGGUCGUGAAAACAGUAAUACUAGUAUAACAACACCAACACCAACAGCAACCUCUACAGCUAAUCAUUCAAGAACAACAUCUACCACUAAUACCAUAAGUUCUCAUUCAUCUUCUCAACAAGGGAACUAUUGUCCAGGUUGUAGUGGUCAACUUGACUUCCAGACGUGCCACAAGAGUCAUUGUAACAAGUUUCUCACGAAGACUAGUGGCAAUACUUAUAACGGCAAAUCAACCUUACCUUCUCAAUCUUUACUAAAUGAAUCUUCAACUUGGCAUCGGUCCUCUAACGACAACGGAAGAAAAUGGACGAGAAACCGAAAAAUUUGUUUAUUGACCAAUCGUACGGAUGAUGAUCGAUGGGUGGAUCUCUCUGAUCAACGUUUGACUAGUGGUAGUUUGGGACAUCUUUAUAGUGGAUCUGAAUUUAUUGGUAUACAAAAAGGGGCCACAAGUAAUUACGAUGUUGCGGUUGAAAUCCAGUAUGUUGAUUUAAAAAAUGAUGUACUUGGUGGUUAUCUUCAUAUAUCUGGUCUUACGGCUCUAUAUCCUGAAAUUACUACUUUUUUUGAAGGAGAAAUUAUUGGACCCAAGCAUUCUUUUCUAACUAGAAAAUGGUUGGCUGAUCUUUCAGUGGAUACAAAGCAUUGGGGACGAUUUGCUUCUUUUGCUCCGUACUUAGAUAUAUUCAACAAAGAUGACUUCCAUUAUGACCAUUUGGACCAAGAUUUCAUUUAUAUGCGAUGGAAAGAGAAGUUUCUGGUACCCAAUCAUCACCUGAAUAGUAUUGAUGGAGCAAGUUAUGCUGGAUUCUACUAUAUUUGUUACCAGCGGUCUACAGGUAACAUCAAUGGCUUUUAUUAUUGUCGCAGUAAUAUCGAAUGGUUCCAAGAAUUAACGCUCUCUCAUGCACUACAACGGCAAUUCCCAAGUUUUGAAUUCCGUUGAAAAAGGUUUUCUGUGGCUGUCGGCAUGAAAAAACAACAACAAUCAUCAUCACUUCUGUGUAUCCUCCCAAACGAAAAGAAUAGAAUAGUUUAUUUUUUUGUUAAUCCAAUCUUCAUCAUAUUUGGUUCUAUCUAUCUUAUUAUAUCAA
Molecule: messenger RNA, 1342 nt
Organism: Halteromyces radiatus
Lineage: Eukaryota; Fungi; Mucoromycota; Mucoromycetes; Mucorales; Cunninghamellaceae
Product: vacuolar import and degradation protein-domain-containing protein
Exons: 6
Coding region: 106-1194 (362 amino acids)
Biological process (GO): proteasome-mediated ubiquitin-dependent protein catabolic process; protein catabolic process in the vacuole; negative regulation of gluconeogenesis
Cellular component (GO): GID complex; extrinsic component of membrane
Source: RefSeq, a predicted model, not a curated record